AUGGGAAGCGGAAUUAGUUCAGAGAGUAAAGAGUCAGCCAAAAGAUCAAAAGAACUGGAGAAAAAGCUUCAGGAGGAUGCUGAACGAGAUGCAAGAACUGUAAAGCUGCUGUUAUUAGGAGCAGGAGAAUCUGGAAAAAGUACUAUCGUUAAACAAAUGAAGAUCAUCCAUAAGAAUGGUUACAGUGAGCAAGAAUGCAUGGAGUUCAAAGCAGUAGUUUACAGUAACACAUUGCAAUCCAUCCUAUCUAUUGUGAAAGCCAUGGCCACCCUUGGGAUUGAUUAUGUCAAUCCGAGCAGUGCAGAAGACCAGCGACAACUUUGUGCAACAGCACACAGCCUGGAAGAUGGUGGAAUGACGCCUGAGCUAGCUGAGGUGAUAAAACGGCUGUGGAGAGAUCCGGGAGUCCAGGCCUGCUUUGAGAGGUCAUCUGAAUAUCAGCUCAAUGACUCGGCAGCUUACUAUCUUAACGAUUUGGACAGAAUAACAGCUCCUGAGUACGUCCCAAAUGAGCAGGAUGUUCUACAUUCUCGAGUAAAAACAACUGGAAUCAUUGAAACGCAAUUCUCCUUUAAAGACCUUCAUUUCAGAAUGUUCGAUGUGGGUGGACAGAGAUCUGAGAGAAAGAAAUGGAUUCACUGCUUUGAAGGAGUCACGUGCAUUAUAUUCUGUGCUGCACUCAGUGCCUACGACAUGGUGCUGGUGGAAGACGAAGAAGUGAACAGAAUGCAUGAGAGCCUUCACUUGUUCAACAGUAUCUGUAAUCACAAGUACUUUGCAACCACCUCCAUUGUGUUGUUUCUCAAUAAAAAAGAUCUCUUUCAAGAAAAAGUGACCAAAGUGCAUCUUAGUAUCUGCUUUCCAGAGUACACUGGGCCAAAUACAUUUGAAGAUGCAGGGAACUACAUCAAGAACCAGUUUCUAGACCUGAAUUUAAGAAAAGAAGAUAAGGAAAUUUAUUCCCACAUGACCUGCGCUACAGACACUCAAAAUGUCAAGUUUGUGUUCGAUGCAGUUACAGAUAUAAUAAUCAAAGAGAACCUGAAGGACUGUGGACUUUUCUAAUCAAUCUUUUUUCUUCUAUUCUUGCUCAUGUAUGUUUUUCAAGAUAUAAAAGGAAAGGUGCUGUGUGAUGUGUUUAGAUAAUCUAGAAAUAUAAGUAGCAUUAUAAAGCAAAAAGUUUUCACAUAAAGUUUUAAGGUAUUGUCACCUAUAUCUGAGUCAGUUUCCAUUUCUUUAGGACACUGAGGAGGGGGUGUAUUUGAUAUCUCAGCUCUGAAAUCUCAAACGUUUUUGUAGUUCUAUAUCAGUAUGUACCACUGACACUGAAUGUGCUUGGAAAUUAACUUCUGCAUUGUGGCUUAUUUUUAAUCAUUGAAUAAUAAUAAAUACAAGACGAUCCACAUUAUUUUCACUGGCCAAAUUUUGGCAGGCAUUUAUUUUAGUUGAUAAUUUAAUUGUGCCUGUACUGCAGACUAUUCAAAGAUGAUACAUGUGAUAUUUUAUUGUCCAUUAUUCUACUCAGACAGGUGCCAAUGAAAUGUUCACUUAUUGAUGGGAAAUUACAUAUGCAAAAGAAAUGCAUGCAAUUUUAUGUUGCUUUUUUCCCUUAGAAAAUAUUAUUAGUGCCGAAUUUACCCCUAAAAGUGAGGAUUUUGAUAAUCUAUCUCUUUGCACCAAGCUGAUUGAAAACAGGAGACAAUGUAUGGUCAAGUACACAGUGUAAAGCUGUUUAGGAUGAAUGAGAACUCUGAAUGGGGCACUCAUUUCCUGCAUUUUAUUCCGGGACAGCAAGGAACAUUAUUACAACCGAUGAUUUGGGUCUAUUCUAGACUGCCAGAGAGAAGAAUAAUUCAAUGCCUUAGCAUUAUUAUGCUUUGGUUUUGUGAAUAAGAAGUAGGAAGAAAGAACAAGUAAGUCAUUAGGAGAUUGUUCUUAGAAGAGAAAGAUUGAGUUUCUCUAUGAGGACUGUAUAGUCCAUUCUAAAUAUUACAUGAUAUUCUAAUAGUCAAAGCCUGCUUUUAAAAAGCUAAUUUGGUGCCUUACAAUCCAAAUCACAUUAUUUGUGAACAGAAAAGAUGACUUUUCUAAGUCUGUACCAUUUAUAACAUAUAAUUUUCAAGCAUUUCUCAAUAUUCUUUACUCUUAACACUUAUAUCGAUAGAAGAAGGUGACAUAGGUCAGAAUAGUAGGCCAAUGCGUGAGAUUUAGAACUACUCUGAAGAGAAAGCUAAUUAGGUUUUUACAUUCUAGAUGAGAUGAAGGAAACGUAAGUCAAACAAUUUGCCAAUCUGUAGCUCAAGUUGACCUAGUUGCCCAGUUUCUACUCCAUUGUUCUGUCAUACAUAUCCUUCCUAAAAUCAUAAGGCUGGUCACGACUCUGUCAUCUGAUUUACAGUGACUCUGGCUUUGUCUUCAAAAACACAAGAGUCAUAAAUAAAUUUGUCAAAUAAAAAAAUGUUAUGAUAAGAAAAUCUGUUUUGAAAUUCUUUGGCUGAAUAUAAAUUAUUAAGGGGUAUAAGAUACCAAGGAUGGCCCUGGCUGGUAUAGCUCAGUGGAUUGAGCAUGGGCCCGUGAAGCAAAGGGCCACUGGUUCAAUUCCCAGUCAGGACACAUGCCUGGGUUGCAGGCCAGGUCCCC
Artibeus jamaicensis (Jamaican fruit-eating bat) is the source of this 2640-nucleotide messenger RNA. It is a transcript of the gene GNAT3, whose product is annotated as G protein subunit alpha transducin 3. Gene Ontology annotation, molecular function: G-protein beta/gamma-subunit complex binding; GTP binding; GTPase activity. The record is from RefSeq and is a predicted model, not a curated record. Bases 1 to 1065 code for a protein of 354 amino acids. Gene Ontology annotation, cellular component: photoreceptor outer segment; photoreceptor inner segment; heterotrimeric G-protein complex. Lineage: Eukaryota; Metazoa; Chordata; Mammalia; Chiroptera; Phyllostomidae. The transcript is spliced from 8 exons. Gene Ontology annotation, biological process: detection of chemical stimulus involved in sensory perception of bitter taste; sensory perception of sweet taste; adenylate cyclase-modulating G protein-coupled receptor signaling pathway.